AUGACAGAGGAGAAAGACAAUCUACAAACCAUCUAUCACAAAGCCAUUGAUGAGAUACAAAAACUUCAAACCAAGCUCAGGAACCUGACUGAAGAGAGGGACCAGUUACAGAGAGAGAGAGAUGGGCUCCAGUCAACCGUUUCUCAACUGGAAAAACACUUUAAAGAGGGAUGGAGGUACUUCAACUCCAGUCUGUACUACAUCUCUACUGACACAAAGACCUGGAAUGAGAGCAGACAGGACUGCAUAAAGAGAGGAGCAGAUCUGGUGAUCAUAAACAGCAGAGAGGAACAGAAAUUCACGAGUACAGAAGUUAAAAUCAGGGGCAGUAUUAAUGCAUGGAUUGGUCUGACUGAUCAUGUGACAGACGGGGUGUGGAAAUGGGUGGAUGGCACGGCACUGACCACUGGGUACUGGAGGGAAGGAGAGCCCAAUAAUUCUGGUCCUGUCCGUGAUGAAGACUGUGUUGGUAUUGACUCUGACUCAGAACCUCUGAGUAGCUGGAAUGACAUGGCAUGCUCUGAAGAGGGUUAUUGGAUGUGUGAAAAAAGAAUAUUUUACUGA
This is a messenger RNA of Chanos chanos (milkfish), 564 nucleotides long. Its product is annotated as C-type lectin domain family 4 member M-like. The coding region runs from base 1 to 564 and encodes 187 amino acids. The transcript has 4 exons. The record is from RefSeq and is a predicted model, not a curated record. Lineage: Eukaryota; Metazoa; Chordata; Actinopteri; Gonorynchiformes; Chanidae.